This is a messenger RNA of Effrenium voratum, 1319 nucleotides long. Lineage: Eukaryota; Dinophyceae; Suessiales; Symbiodiniaceae. The record is from the annotation of a GenBank genome assembly.
GGCUGCACUAAGCACAAGACCCCCAACAAGAUAGUUUCUCCCAUGGCGCUUCAAAGAAGAGCGCGCGGGCUGGAGGCGCUGUUAGUGCUGCUGGCACUGCAGGCCGGUGAUUUUUCAUUUGUCGGGCUACGAGAGAGGCCAUUUCAUAGCUUGCGGACGCGACUGCACGCAGGAAGGGUGGUCUUUUUGGGCUCGCCUGCCUGUGUCGAGGUGGUGCUCGAACGACUUUGCCAAGCUCAGAACGAGAAGGGCUUCGAGGUCUGCGCAGUGGUGUCAAGACCGCCCAAGCGCGUCAAGAAGGCGAUUACCAAGACGCCUGUGCAUGCGUUAGCUGACAAGCUUGGGGUCUCCGUGCUGGUCCCGAGCUCCGCCAAGGAUCCUGACUUCCUGGACGAGCUGGAGAAGCUGAAGCCAGAUGUGUGCGUCACCGCAGCGUAUGGAGAGUACCUGCCCAAGCGCUUCUUGCAGGCGCCCAAGCUGGGCACUGUGAACCUUCACCCCUCGCUGCUGCCAAGAUGGAGAGGCGCUUCUCCGGUGCAGCGUUGCUUGGUGGCCGGCGACACGGAGACCGGCAUCACGAUUCUCUACACUGUGGCAAAGAUGGACGCAGGGCCAAUCAUUGUCCAGGAGAAGCUGCCCUUGAACGGUUCGGAGACCUCCCCGGAGCUGCUGGAUUACCUUUUCGGGCGCGGCGCAGACCUGCUGGUGGAGGUGCUUCCGAAGCUGCUCAAGGGCGGGAUCACCAUGGACACGGCGGAAGCGCAGGACGAGCGUCUCGUUGAGAAGGCCCCUUUGAUCUCCAAAGAUGAGGGAAAGCUGUGGCCGCACAACGAGACCGCCCUGCAGAUGCGUGACAAGGUGAGGGGCUUUGCUGGCUGGCCGGGCACCACGCUGCCCCUGGCCUUGUCCGGUUCAAUGGCGCCGCUGGAAGGCUUUCGGGUCAAGGUGUCCAGCGCAGAGGUGGCUUCCCUGGACGCAGUGAAGGACUCGAUCAGCCCAGACGCAGCUCCUGAAGAGCUCUUCCUGGUCGACGCCGGUGAAGAGCCGGCAGUGGCACUGCGCCCGGCAAAUGACGCAGAGAAUGUGCUGCUGUUGAGAUCCUUUCACGUGCCGGGGAAGCCGCAUGAGGUUCCCGCCAAGACCUUCCACAAAGGCUACAUGUCCUUUCAGCCAGCCAAAUGGCUUGGGCCCAAAGAAGAAGCUGAACUGGUCGCAGCCCCCUCAGUAGGCACGAAGAAGAAGCAAAGGAGAGUCCGCGGGGCCUAGGCUGGCGAGCUGGGCGAGCGACCGAUCGCUUAGCAGCCGCCGGAAACGCAACA